Molecule: messenger RNA, 2439 nt
Organism: Mucor velutinosus
Lineage: Eukaryota; Fungi; Mucoromycota; Mucoromycetes; Mucorales; Mucoraceae
Product: MFS domain-containing protein
Exons: 7
Coding region: 1-2439 (812 amino acids)
Biological process (GO): mismatch repair
Cellular component (GO): MutLalpha complex
Molecular function (GO): ATP-dependent DNA damage sensor activity; ATP hydrolysis activity; mismatched DNA binding
Source: RefSeq, a predicted model, not a curated record
AUGAGUGUCAUCAGUGCUAUUGAUAAGCAUUCAGUGCAUAAGAUUUGUUCAGGGCAAGUUGUGCUUGAUAUAGCCACUGCUGUAAAAGAGCUGGUUGAGAACAGUAUUGAUGCGGGAGCUACCUCAGUAGACGUCAAUUUUGUAGAUAGCGGCAUUGGAGGCAUCGAAGUAGUGGAUAAUGGCUGUGGCAUUGAUCCUUUGAAUUAUGAAUCACUUGCACUGAAGCAUUAUACAUCAAAGAUCAGCAACUUUGAGGAUUUGGAAAAGGUCAUGACAUUUGGUUUUCGAGGAGAAGCAUUGAGUUCACUUUGCGCACUGUCUCAUCUAACCGUAGUUACAGCAACAAAGACACAAGCACCAAUGGGCGUCAAAUUAGAGUACGAUUCAGCUGGAUCUCUGAAAUCAAAGGCGCCUCAAUCAAGAACAGCAGGCACUACACUUCAGCUGACGGAUUUAUUUCACUCUCUGCCUGUGCGUCGACAAGAAUUCAAACGAAACAUCAAGCGAGAAUUCGGUAAAGCGUUGAUCAUCCUGCAAGCCUAUUCCAUUAUAUCCACCAAUGUCAAGAUCACCGUCUCCAAUCAAACAGGCACGAAGCCUAGCAUCAAAAUCAUGUCUACCAGCAAGAACCAGAAAAUGAGUGACAAUAUCACCAACAUUUUUGGAUCUAAAUUGACGUCGCAAAUCAUCCCUUUCAAUGUGGAUCUGGGAUCUGCGCUGGAAGGAGGGUCUGUGGAAGGAUUCAUAUCAAAACCGGAGUGGGGAUUAGGCAGAAGCACCUCAGAUCGACAGUAUUUCUAUGUAAACGGCAGACCUUGUGUGCUUCCUAAGGUUGCAAAAGCCAUCAACGAUGUCUACCGUAUUUUCAUCACCAACCAAUACCCCGUUGUCGUUGCCAACCUCAAGUUGCCUACAGACACCUACGAUGUCAAUGUGAGUCCUGACAAGAGAACCAUCUAUCUUCAUGAAGAAAAUAAGAUUUCCGAUGUACUGCAAGAACAAUUGAAAGAGCAGUUGGAGCCGAGUCGAUCUAUAUUUAACGUCAACUCGCUCAUGUCGCGUAAGGAGCCAGCAGAAGAACCCUUGCCGCUAAAGCCUGAUGCUCGAGCAAAUAUAUCCACAUCUACCCCAUCUGCAGCUCCCUUGCCGCAGCCAUCGCCUCGGGUUGUCAGUUUGAGUUCAUUUGCUAGAGGUGCAACCAAAAUAACGCCGUCAAAUAGUAGUAAUAGUAGUAGUAGUAAAAGAUCAAUGUCAUCAGUCAUCUCAAGUUCCUUGAUGAAUUACGUGAGCAAGAAGCCCAGAGUAGAUGUAGCAGCAGGUGGAGAUGACAUAGCGAUAGCAGUGAGUGGUCAAGAUACGAGCAUGUUGGUGGAUGCCUCCAGCAGUGCAGCGUCCGAAGCAACAGAAAUGGAGGUGGAUGAAUUAGACGAAUCGAGUGAGGAGGCUGAUACUGAUGCUGAGCCUUCCAAGAUUUCGAAAUCAAGUGGCCAAGAACCUGAUCAAUUCGACAGUACAACAGAAGAGUCUGUACCAGGCACCGACUUGAGGGAAUAUGUGCCUACCGUAAGCAACGUCUCCUCUUUCAAGGGAUUAUGGAGAACGGUAGGACGCACAAAGACUGUAAAAUCCAUUGAUUUAGCUGCUUUGCGCAAAUCACAACCAGCCAUCAUCACACCCAAUGAAGCAUAUGCCUCUCAGUCAGUACAGACAUCAGUGCAAGUAUUACAGAAUGCAAGUGUCAAGAACACGGACGACAAUGAAAAGGCCACAAAAGCAUUGAGCCGUGUGAUUAGUAAACCUGAUUUCGCUCGAAUGGAAGUGCUGGGUCAAUUUAAUCUCGGGUUCAUGAUUACUGCGCUAGACGACCAGGAUUUGUACAUUAUUGAUCAGCACGCUUCAGACGAAAAGUAUAAUUUUGAGACACUGCAGCAAACAACGCAUAUCAAAGGUCAACGACUGAUAAGCUCGCCCAUUCUGGAUUUGACGGCAGCAGAAGAACUCAUUGUGAUGGAUAAUCUGGACAUUUUUAAGGCAAAUGGCUUCGAUGUUGAAAUUCUCCCCGAUAAUCCACCUACCACCAGGAUACGUGUCAUUUCGCAGCCUGUCAGCAAAAACACCAUGUUUGAUAAGCGAGAUUUCAGCGAGCUCAUCCAUCUUAUCACAGAGCAUCCGGGAGAGAUGGUAAGAUGUAGUCGAAACAGAGCCAUGUUUGCAUCAAGAGCGUGCCAUAAAGCAGCACGCAUAGGUGAUAGUUUGAGCAAGAAUCAAAUGACAAAGAUUGUGAGACACAUGGGCGAAAUUGAUCAACCUUGGAAUUGCCCUCAUGGUCGACCAACCAUGCGCCAUUUGUUCAAUAUUUCUCAGUUCAAACAAGAGUACAAAGCAAAUGCCUCCAAUCGAGCAUUGCAAUUUUCAGGCACGCUUUUUCAUACAAAAUAA